AGGGUGCCUCCAGCUGUUUCAAAACUACAACUCCCAGCAUGCCUGGCCAGCUAACAUCUGGAAGUUCACUGCCUAGACCAGUGUUUCCCAACCAGGGAGGCUCCAGCUGUUGCAAAACUACAACUCCCAGCAUGGCUGGACAGUCAACAUCUGGAAGUUCACUGCCUAGACCAGUGCUUCCCAACCAGGGUGCCUCCAGCUGUUUCAAAACUACAACUCCCAGCAUGCCUGGCCAGCUAACAUCUGGAGGUCCACAGUUUGAAGACCAAUGCCUAGGUAUAUAUAUAUAUAAAGUCAUGAAAUCUUAAAGCGUGGAGAGCAAGAUGGCAACUCCGAGUCGGAUGGUCCUGUUGGCACUAUGUGCCAUCCUCAUAGAGAUAGACCCAACCUGCGGAUUUGCUAUUAGAAAACCAGAGGGGAGAUGUCCUCCCUAUGUGCACGGCGUUCACUGCCUUUCUAGAAUGGAUCCAGGGUGUUCAAGCGACAGUGAAUGCGGCUGGAACGAGAUGUGCUGUUUCAAUGGAUGCACGAAGAUGUGUAUGAAGAUCAUAAGAGACCUCCCCGAUAUCACAGAUCGCCCUCAUUUUAAACCUUAUAUCCUUCCAGAUAAGCCGAACAUCCCUUUCCAUAUACCAAAACCUCAGCCUAAACCGCUACCGUUUUGGCCUGAAUUACCCCCCACUAACCCAGACGAUCCAUUUCCUAUAUACCCUCCUCUACCUGACCCUAUUCCCAAUAGGCCUUUACCUCCAAUCCUGUUUCCUCCAAUGGAUCCUGCAAACUACUACCCGGAUGACGACCAUCUCCCUGCCUUUCCUGGAGGAGGAGGAGGAGGAGGAGGAGAAUUUAAUUUCCCAUAAGCAUCUUUCUUCAUCAGCUGUCUGGUUACAUAGAACUGUAAGAAAUGUACAGAAUUUAUAUGGUCAAAGAGAUCAGAUUUUAAUAAACCACAAUUUUCUGAAGAUUUGAAUUAUUUAUUUUUUGGGAAACGCAAUUGUGAACAGAGCCUCAAGCCGUCUAUACACACAAUGCUCGUACGACUGACGGCCCCCGCUCCCAGGGCCUCUAUAGAAAUGAAAGUACGCAUUUGUUCUCAAUGGGUAGAGAAUUCAACAUGGCAGAUUCUUUUCUCCCCUGACA
Molecule: messenger RNA, 1140 nt
Organism: Hyla sarda
Lineage: Eukaryota; Metazoa; Chordata; Amphibia; Anura; Hylidae
Exons: 4
Coding region: 324-860 (178 amino acids)
Cellular component (GO): extracellular region
Molecular function (GO): peptidase inhibitor activity
Source: RefSeq, a predicted model, not a curated record